This is a messenger RNA of Closterium sp. NIES-65, 2292 nucleotides long. NCBI's taxonomy places the organism in Eukaryota, Viridiplantae, Streptophyta, Zygnematophyceae, Desmidiales, Closteriaceae. The record is from the annotation of a GenBank genome assembly.
AUGACACCUAUGACAAGAUUUAAACGCAGUGCAUGUGCUCUGUUGCAAUCUCUCCCCUCACCGCCUCUCACCGCCCCACACCUCCCCUCACCUCUCUUCACCCCCCCUCACCCCUCCCAAGAUUGCUGCGACGGCAGUGACGAGUACGAUGGCAGGGUGCGGCAGAGGGCGGUGGAGGAGUGGAGGGAGAAGAAGGUGCGGCUGCAGGAGGAGAGAGGGCGGCUGGAGGAGGAGGAGAGAGAGCUACAGGAGAAGGAGAAGAUGGAGAAGAAGGUGCGGCUGCAGGAGGAGCGAGGGCGGCUGGAGGAGGAGGAGAGGGAGCUGCAGGAGAAGGAGAAGGCUCUCAAAGGUAUGUCUGGGUGUGUGCUUGUGCGCAUGUGUAUGGGUGUGAGGCAGAGGCAGAGGGCGGUGGAGGAGUGGAGGGAGAAGAAGGUGCGGCUGCAGGAGGAGAGAGGGCGGCUGGAGGAGGAGAGAGAGCUACAGGAGAAGGAGAAGGUCCUGAAAGGUAUGCAGCGGCAGAGGGCCGUGGAGGAGUGGAGGCAGAAGAAGGUGCGGCUGCAGGAGGAGAGAGGGCGGCUGGAGGAGGAGGAGAGGGAGCUGCAGGAGAAGGAGAAGGUUCUUAAAGAGCCAGGGCGGCUGGAGGAGUUGGAGAAGGAGAAGGUUCUUAAAGGUCCUGACGGCGAGUUUGCUUCAUUCGCCGACCACUGCUUCUCCCUUCAAAGUCAACCAGUUAAGAUGCCAAUCCGCAUGCACCAUGCAUGUCCAUGCCAUGCCAUGCCAUGCAUGCCCAUGCCAUGCCACGCAUUCCAAUGCCAUGCCCAUGCCGUUCUCCAUCCAACCACCAACCUCCCCCUCACUUCCCUCCCCUUCCUCCCCCUUCCUCCCCUUCCUCCCCUUUCCUCCCCCUUUCCUCCCUUCCUCCCCCCUUCCCUCCCCCCCUUCUCCCCCUUCCUCCCCCCUUCCUCCCCCUCCCUCCACCUUGUAAAGCUCGUUUCUCACUUGACCAUCCACCAUGUUGCUCUUGACCCUCUCCUUCCCGUUCCCCCCUUCCUCUAUCCACCUUCCUCUUCCCGUCCCUUCUCUCCCACACCCUCCUCCCAUUCCCCUCCUUCCCAAACCCCCCUCCCAUUUCCCCUCCUUCCCAAACCCCCCUCCCAUUCCCCUCCUUCCCAAACCCCCCUCCCCUUCCCCUCCUUCCCCAAACCCCCCUCCCCUUCCCCCUAUGAUGCGAAGACGCGUCCUGCCGUCCAGACGCAGGACGCAGCGUCUCUGAGCGUCUUUCGCAUCAUAGCCUUCCCCUCCUUCCCAAACCCCCCUCCCCUUCCCCCCCUCCCCUUCCCCCCUCUCCUUCCCCCUCCUUCCCAAACCCUCCUCUCCUUCCGCCUUCUCCCAAGGACACCCGCCUUGCCUCUCCCCCCUCCACACCCUCCCCCUCUCGUCCCCCUCAACCCCAGAUAUGAGUAUGAGUACGAGGUGUGCCCAUAUCGGCAGGUGAAGCAGAAGGAGAAGCACCACUCUGAUACCACCGUGGGCAUUCGGCUUGCUUGCUUUCAUCCUGCUGCAUUCGGCUUGCUUGCUUUCAUCCCUGCUGCAUUCGGCUUGCUUGCUUUCAUCCCUGCAGCAUUCGGCUUGCUUGCUUUCAUCCCUGCAGCAUUCGGCUUGCUUGCUUUCAUCCCUGCUGCAUUCGGCUUGCUUGCUUUCAUCCCUGCUGCAUUCGGCUUGCUUGCUUUCAUCCCUGCUGCAUUCGGCUUGCUUGCUUUCAUCCCUGCUGCAUUCGGCUUGCUUGCUUUCAUCCCUGCUGCAUUCGGCUUGCUUGCUUUCAUCCCUGCAGCAUUCGGCUUGCUUGCUUUCAUCCCUGCAGCAUUCGGCUUGCUUGCUUUCAUCCCUGCAGCAUUCGGCUUGCUUGCUUUCAUCCCUGCUGCAUUCGGCUUGCUUGCUUUCAUCCCUGCUGCAUUCGGCUUGCUUGCUUUCAUCCCUGCAGCAUUCGGCUUGCUUGCUUUCAUCCCUGCUGCAUUCGGCUUGCUUGCUUUCAUCCCUGCUGCAUUCGGCUUGCUUGCUUUCAUCCCUGCUGCAUUCGGCUUGCUUGCUUUCAUCCCUGCAGCCGCUGGUGAAGCUGGAGUGAAGCUGGAGUGCGGACUGAAAACAGGGAUCAAGUCAGUGGAGGAGCCAAGCCGAUGCGAGUACGAAGCGGUGCUCGUGACGACUGCAGUGUGCAACGCAGAGCUGGCACAGGAGCUGGAGAGGCAGCUGAAGCAGAUGGAGGAUGAUUUGGCUGGUCACGAUGAGCUGUAA